AUGAGUUGUCUUCUGCGCUCGCUCUUCUUCCUUGCUCUCCUCGCAUCCAUCACCGAGUGUACCCAGACCCUGGAGGGACUGGCUCUGCUCUUUCCUCACAACCUGACCGAUCCAGAAGGAGAUAUCCUGGCAGAGGCUGAGUGGGUGCCGCGGCCACUGGCAGGAGCAGCAGAUAACUUCGAGACAAGGCUCUUCUCGCAGCAGCUCAGCGCUGCCAGGCACCUGCUCCGCACGAGGAGGCUAGAGGAGGCCCUGCACACGUGUGGGACAGUCCUGCUCAUACUUUAUCCUCAUGCUCCCUGCCUGAGUAUCGUCUCCAUCGUGCUUGAUGAGUUGGGUCAGCACAAGAACGCGAGAAAGGCGGCUAGGGACUCAAUCGACGCGGACCCCACGUGGAUGGACUCCUACCCCCUGCUAGCUCGCCUCCUGUCUGACCAGGCGUCGAGGUACCUUGCCAGGGGAAACGUCGAGGGAGCGUACGAGUGUUACAGACAGAUCCUGCUGCUCGACAUGGACGGUCGGUCACAUCUUGCCAAGGGAGUGACGGCCCGAGCUUACUACGACCUCGGCUCGACCAUGAGGACCAUUGGCAUGAUGGAGCAUGCUCGGACAAACUUUGAACGAGCGAUCGCUGUGGACCCGAGGCAAGUGACGCGUGAUGGGAGGAGUCUUGUUGAGAUCAUGAUGGAGAAGGAGGAGUCAGAUGCCAAGUUUCCGGAUCAGUCCAUCUUUCCCCUGAUGGAAAGAGCUCUUCAUCUCCAGCAUUCUUGGAGCCUUUGGUUCAAGGUGGGUGCUUACGCGGAUCGUCCUGCUCUCCUCCAGGUGGGCAGGAUGGCCUGCGGCGAGGAGCCUGACGGUGUUGGAAGGCUGCAAUUGUACAUGCAGGACGUUCGAGCCAGCCAUCGAAAGCUCGCUAAGAGCAUCGGGGAAAGGCUCCAGCGGUCAAACUCGACGUCUUCCAAGCUGAGGAUCCUCUACCUGGUCUCCAGAUCGUUCACGUCCGACAGCGUCGACGCUCAGUCUCUACAAGCUCUACUUUCCAUGCACAGCAGGUCAAACUUUCACGUCAUGUGCGGGCUGAUCAACAAGAACCUCGUGGAGCCUCAGCUCAGCGAGCAGCAGCAGCAGCAGGCGAGCGCCGCGUGCGACGAGCUGAUCGUGCUGCAUGCCAUCGGGACGGCGGAGGCUAGCGUGGAGCAUCAGAUUGCAAAGGAGAUCUCUGACCUCUCCAUUGACAUCCUGGGUUUCCCCGCGAGCUUUGGAGGGGAGGAGGUUGCUCUGAAGCUCACGGACAUCGUCUCCUCCCCUCCUGAUCUUCUCUCCCUGUACUCAGGUCGAGCCCCUCCUCCUGCUGCCCCGAUCCCACGUGUUUGCCGGCAAGACAAGAGCACAAGAAGAAGAUGCGGCGAUCUUGAGGAACAAACUUGUGAGUGUAGUGCUGCUGCUGCUGCUGCUGCUGCUGCUGCUGCUGCUGCUGCUGCUGCUGCUGCUGCUGCUGCUGCUGCUGCUGCUGCUGCUGCUGCUGCUGCUGCUGCUGCUGCUGCUGCUGCUGCUGCUGCUGCUGCUGCUGCUGCUGCUGCUGCUGCUGCUGCUGCUGCUGCUGCUGCUGCUGCUGCUGCUGCUGCUGCUGCUGCUGCUGCUGCUGCUGCUGCUGCUGCUGCUGCUGCUGCUGCUGCUGCUGCUGCUGCUGCUGCUGCUGCUGUCGCAUAA
Messenger RNA from Guillardia theta CCMP2712, 1710 nucleotides. RefSeq lists its product as hypothetical. Lineage: Eukaryota; Cryptophyceae; Pyrenomonadales; Geminigeraceae. The record is from RefSeq and is a predicted model, not a curated record. The transcript has 13 exons. The coding region runs from base 1 to 1710 and encodes 569 amino acids. Gene Ontology annotation, molecular function: ice binding; protein binding.